Molecule: messenger RNA, 473 nt
Organism: Laetiporus sulphureus 93-53
Lineage: Eukaryota; Fungi; Basidiomycota; Agaricomycetes; Polyporales; Laetiporaceae
Exons: 1
Coding region: 79-276 (65 amino acids)
Source: RefSeq, a predicted model, not a curated record
CGUGAAUCUCUAGAAAAAGUCACCCUAACAGCACAGGGAAUGGAUGAUAUUUCGGACGUCCCGCUAUCUGCAAUUACAAUGGCCGUACUCUCUUUGAAACCCGAAACUUCUCAAGAUGGGCUUGCAGUGCUCGGACAAACCGGAGGAACGAGUUCUUAUGAAUAUGGCAUUGUCCUGGCCACGACUGCACGUCACUCUCGGUUCUCUGAACCAAUCACAAACCUAUCCAGCUUAGUUUUUCUCGUCGGGGGCUGCGCUGAGCUUGACGACCUCUGAUGCUCGACAUUGCUGGCUCGGACAGGCAACUCCCGCAUGGCGUCAGGCCAGGCAAAGGUGCUGUCAAUGUCGCAAUCGCUCAGUUUGAAAGCGACGCGAGACCGGUCGAUGGGUUGCCAUGUUCCUUGCUGGCUUGGAUCUCCAACUUAGCGCUUGUUGAUGCCUCGUCCGUAUACAAAAAUGUGGAGCAAACUGGC